Amblyraja radiata (thorny skate) is the source of this 3376-nucleotide messenger RNA. It is a transcript of the gene nom1, whose product is annotated as nucleolar protein with MIF4G domain 1. Gene Ontology annotation, cellular component: nucleolus. The transcript has 11 exons. The record is from RefSeq and is a predicted model, not a curated record. The coding region runs from base 193 to 2646 and encodes 817 amino acids. Gene Ontology annotation, biological process: ribosomal small subunit biogenesis. Lineage: Eukaryota; Metazoa; Chordata; Chondrichthyes; Rajiformes; Rajidae. Gene Ontology annotation, molecular function: protein binding; RNA binding.
ACUACAUUUGUUUUUAAAUUGCACAUGGCGGCGCUCGCGGCCGCUGCCGCCCCGUGAGUUUAGUUUUAAACCGUGUUUGUGCGUAGCGGAGAGAAAGCCACGUGGAACAGCGGUAGUAAGCUUCACGAAUCAAUAUUUACUGCUGCGUUUAAAAACAAUUAGGCUACGAAGUGUGUCUGUUGUGUGGCAGCAAUGACGGGGAAGAGAUCGCGGAGCGGCACCGACCUGAAGCGCUUUCAAGAAGCCAUCGAGCGCUUCGUGGAAACGGCGGAAACCAAACCAGAGCAAGACAGGGCUCAACUCCAGAACUCCGGCCUCGGUCCAAACAAGCCGAAAUGUCGGAAGGAGAUGAGGAAAGAGCGGAGGGUGCUGAAGAAGCGCCGGAUGAGAGACUAUUAUCAGAGGAAACACCUGAACCCGAGUCCCGAGGAAACCCCGGGCAGCGGCGUGAAAACGCCGGCUCAAAAGGAGAAGACGAACGAGGCAGAGGACGAGGGGCCUCGGCCCUGCCAGGAGACGGGUCCGAAGAGAAAAGCGACGUUCGUCUCAGCCAAAUCCGCAGGGAAAGUUAAGGGACGACCCCCAGCCAAAGUCAUGAACGAGCAAAUCCGGAGACUGGGCUUAUUGGAGGCCAACCAAGAGGAAGAGAAGGAGAUCAAGAGGCUGGAAAAAGCCUUGGGAUUGAACAAACGUAAAAAUAAAACUACCAUGCCACAGGCCUUCGCCCGGGACGGCCUGGAUUACAUCCUAGGGAUUGUAGAGCCCGGCGCCGCCACCGCUAUGUCAGGUUUAUAUGAAGAGAGUGACGAUGAGAUGGGUGCAUUGCAAGAGGAGCUUAUGAAUCAGGCUGACAGUGAUCCGGAUCAGUCCGACGAUCAACAGGUCUCAGAAGAGGAUUCGUGCCCCUCAGACGUGGACUUUGUGAGGGAGGAAAGUAGGAAGAUGAUUGAAACAGCAAAUCGCAACCAGGAGUCUGAUCAAUCCAGCGAUGAUGCUGAUGAAAGUUCGCAGCCAAGUCAACCAGCACUUGAAGCCGAACGGGACCGAACAACAAAUGAUAGCGCAGUUUCUGGAAAAUAUAUCCCUCCACAGUUACGUAAAUUGUCUGAAACGGUGACUGCAAAAAAGAAAGAAGAACUUGCAAGACUGAGGAAGACUAUCAAAGGACUUCUGAAUAGACUGAGUGAACCUAACAUGGCCUCCAUUAGUGGCCAGCUUGAAGAAUUUUACAUGGCAAAUAGUCGUAAAGACAUGAAUGAGACACUGACUGAUGUUCUGCUAACAGCCUGUGUCACGCCAGCCUUGAUGCCAAACAGGCUGAUGAUGGAACAUGUUCUGCUGGUUAGCAUUCUUCAUCACAAUGUUGGAAUUGAGGUUGGAGCCCAUGUUUUGGAAACAGUGGUGAAGCGAUUUGAAGAAUACUCUCAAAGUGUCAAUGAAGGAAAGGAAUGUGAUAAUCUAAUCAAUUUGAUUGCACAUUUUUACAACUUUCACAUGGUACACUCCGUGUUAGUGUUUGAUAUUUUAAAGAAAUUUGCCAACAGCUUCAAAGAGAAGGACAUUGAGCUAACACUUUUUUUACUGAAGCAUGUGGGAUUUGCUCUUCGGAAAGAUGAUGCUGUGGCAUUGAGAGAAUUCAUCAUGGAGGCUCAAAAGAAAAUUAACAAUGAUGGUAAACAGUUUCAUGACCAGACCAGGGUUCGUUUUAUGCUGGAUAUCAUGUUAGCACUAAAGAAUAAUGACAUGCGUAAAAUCCCAGGUUAUGAUCCUGAACCGGUGGAAAGAUUUCGAAAGCUCCAGAGGAGUCUGAUUCAUAACAGUCGUGGUGAUUUCCAACUACGUGUAACAUUAGAAAACCUACUUUCAGCGGAGCAAGUUGGACGGUGGUGGAUUGUAGGUUCUGCAUGGAGUGUUGCUCCAAUGAUUGAUCACGCAGGUUCCAAAACACAGCAAGAUGUAGUUGUUGGAGAGCUAAGUGGAAAACUUAUGGAGCUGGCACGCAAACAGAGGAUGAAUACAGAUAUUCGGAAAAAAAUCUUCUGUGUCAUGAUGACCAGUGAGGAUUACUUGGACGCCUUUGAAAAUCUCCUGAGGCUUGGGCUGAAAGACCAGCAGGAAAGGGAGAUUAUUCAUGUCCUUGUUCACUGUUGCCUGCAAGAAAAGACUUUUAAUCCUUUUUAUGCAUUUUUAGUGGAAAAAUUCUGUGAAUAUGAGAGAAGAUUUCAGAUGACAUGCCAGUUCAGCCUGUGGGAUCGCUUCCGAGAAUUGACGAACUUGUCUAAUGUGGCAAUCGCAAACUUGGUUCAUCUUCUUGUUCACCUUCUCGGUAGGAAGGUGCUGUCUCUAUCCAUCUUUAAGGUAAUUGAGUUCAGUGAACUGGAUAAACCGAAAGUCAAGUUCCUGAGACAAGUUCUCCAUAAACUAUUAAUGGAUACUGAACCAGAAGAAAUAGCAAUGGUAUUUCAAAGGAUCUCUGGAAUUCCAGCUCUGGCAAUGUUGCGGGAAGGUCUGAAUCUCUUCAUUUCCCAUUUCUUGUUGAAGAAUGCCUCCAACCUGGGCUCGUCAGAACAAGUCAAUUUGCUCAAAGAACGCAUAGCCAUUGCUGAAAAGGCUUUACAAACCAAAGAUACCAGACUAAAAUUUUAAUAAUGUUAUACACCAUCGAAGACCUUAAUCCAACAUGAAAUGGAACAUCUUUCGCAUAACUUGUACAUCAUAAGAGGUGCCUGUCUGCGACAAGGCUGGCAUUUAUUAAUCAUCCCUAAUCCCUUGGCUGUUAUGUGCAAAAAUUAAAAAAUAACCCUAUUGAUUGGUCUGCAGUCAAGGCAAAGAUGGCAGAUUUUGGUCCAUGAAUAACAGUCUUCCAGCUACUUGGCCACUGGAUCAGUAACAAUGGGCCAUUGUGGGCUCCAUCAUUCCUUGAUCAUUGUAACUUUUUUUGCAUAUCUUCCAUUCAUUUGUUCUAUAUCUCUAUAUCACCGUCUAUCUCCCACAUUUCCCUUUCCCCUGACUUUCAGUCUGAAGAAGGGUCUCGACCCGAAAAGUCACCCAUUCCUUUUCUCCAGAGAUGCUGCCUGACCGGCUGAGUUACUCCAGCUUUUUGUGUCUAUUCGCAUUGCAGUCUGUGGACACUGAACACAGCAUUUCCAUCUGCAUGACUUGAGAGAUUACAAGAGUGGCUGAUGCUAAUGUAUUUGAAAGAAAUUAUCGCAAUUAUAUGUUUUAUCCAUUGAUACUUGAGCCUCAGCCAUGCUGUUCACUGGAGAAUGAACACCAGCAUGGUCCAGUUUCUGAUUUAUAACAAAUUAUAUCUUUGCAGGUAUUUUCUGUACAAAUGUGAUAUGAAAUGUUUAUAAAAAAAACAUGAAUUUCAAAC